UGUUCUUGGUCAUGGAAUGUUGUCCUAGGUAUUUAGAGUAUUAAGCAGCAUCCCUGGCCUCCACCCAGGAGCACUUCCUCCUGUCACUCAUGACAUCCCAAAAUGCCUCCAAAUGCCAAAGGAGAAUUGCUGGAUGUUCCUGGUGUGUGUAUGGUGGUAGUGGGUGUGUGUGUGUGUGUGUAAGAAUCAUCCCCAGCUGUAAACCACUGGGUAAAAGUAUGAAAAAGUGGUGUUCAUUGGGUCAGAAGAUAUCACAGAGGUCAUCCCUAAUUCAUCUCAUUUACAGACAGGGAAACUGAGGCCCAGAGAAGUGAAGGUCUGGAUGUUUCCAUCUGCCUGGGCAUUUCUGAGCCUGACUCCAGCAGCCUAGCUCUUAUGCCACCACCCAGAGCCUCAGAACAAAAGCAAAACUGAUAAUGAUUACAAUGUGACUUACAUCUCAGCUUCCUUUCAUGCUACCCUCUCAGCUCUCAGGCUCAUCCCACUUCAAGCCAGCCCCUGUUUUUGGCUCCCAUGGGGACCACCGAAGCCACACUCCGGAUGGAAAAUGUGGAUGUGAAGGAAGAGUGGCAGGAUGAAGAUCUUCCCAGGCCGCUUCCAGAAGAGACUGGGAUGGAAUUGCUGGGUAGUCCAGCAGAAGACACAUCCUCACCUCCCAACACACUGAACUUCAGUGGAGCCCACCGGAAGAGGAAAACGCUGGUGGCCCCGGAGAUCAACAUCUCCCUGGACCAGAGUGAGGGCUCUCUACUGUCCGAUGACUUCUUAGAUACCCCUGACGACCUGGACAUCAACGUGGACGACAUCGAGACACCUGAUGAGACCGACUCACUGGAGUUCUUGGGAAACGGCAAUGAACUUGAAUGGGAAGACGAUACUCCGGUGGCCACUGCCAAGAACAUGCCUGGGGACAGUGCAGAUCUGUUUGGGGAUGGUACAGCAGAGGAUGGCAGUGCUGCCAACGGGCGCUUGUGGCGGACAGUAAUCAUCGGGGAGCAAGAACACCGCAUUGACCUGCAUAUGAUCCGGCCUUACAUGAAGGUGGUCACCCACGGAGGGUACUACGGCGAAGGGCUCAACGCCAUCAUUGUGUUUGCUGCCUGCUUUCUCCCGGACAGCAGCUCCCCAGACUACCACUACAUCAUGGAGAACCUCUUCCUGUACGUCAUCAGCAGCCUGGAGCUGCUGGUGGCCGAGGACUACAUGAUCGUGUAUCUGAAUGGAGCCACCCCCCGGCGGAGGAUGCCGGGCAUCGGCUGGCUGAAGAAGUGUUACCAGAUGAUCGACAGGAGGUUGCGGAAGAAUUUGAAGUCCUUGAUCAUCGUCCAUCCCUCCUGGUUCAUCCGGACCGUGUUGGCCAUCUCUCGCCCCUUCAUCAGCGUCAAGUUCAUCAGUAAGGUCCAGUACGUGCACAGCCUGGAGGAGCUGGAGCAGCUCAUCCCCAUGGAGCACGUGCAGAUCCCAGACUGUGUCCUGCAGUAUGAAGAGGAGAGACUGAGAGCCAGGAGAGAGAGCGCAAGGCCCCAACCAGAAUUCCUUCUGCCCAGGUCUGAAGAGAAGCCAGAGGCGGUGCCAGAGGAAGAUAGGUCUGGUGAAGUUGCAGAAGACCAGGAAACCAGCAUGUCCUGAGGUGGCGCCAGCAUAGAAGAGGACACAAAAGAAGACUGCAGACACCAAGAAACCUCCAUCAGACGUCCUCUGGUCCCAGGUCUCAUCCCACCUUAUCCUGCGUCCCAGUUUUCUGAGGGUGCCACUCUCCACCCACCUCUGGAACCUUGUGUCCAUUUUAGCUGCUUGAAAACAUGUUCAUUUAAAAAAAAAACAAACAAAAAACCACAAUGCAGUAUUAGCACGUUUGGGAAAGGAGCAGGUUCUCAGCCCUCCAUCCUUCCACACUCCUGAGCUCCCGGCCAGGAAGGUAAGACGUGCAGGAUGUGACCCAUGCUCCCAGCCCCCAUGGCCACAGGACACCUCUUGCUUUCCCAGCUGGCCCCUGGCUAGUGCUGACGCAAGGUUCCAGAUCCUUCUCUCACCUGUCUCCUGUCCCAGGUGGGAGCCAUAGACACCUGUCAGCACUGGUCGGGCCUGGGUGUUCCUGUGCCUUUCCUCUCAGAACAUGGUCCCUGCAGUGUGGCCCACUGGCCUGGACAUUCAGCCCCUCCCAGCAGGGCAAUGCCUCGGGCGCCUCCUGGCCUUGAUCUCAUGUUCCAAAUCCUCACCCUGGCUUGUCAUUGGAUAGCCCUUCACCUCUAAGGACAUCACUUUCCUUGGGAGCCUUCGAGCCCAUUGCACAAGUGAAAACUGAUAAUGGUCAGCCGUGUCACGUGGUUACAAAGACACCCUGUCCCAAUCCAGAACAUUCUCAAGCCCCUUUACCUCGGAUGCCACAGCACAAGGCAAUCACAACCGAUACCUCUUCCCAAAGGAAUGAAUUGUGCCCACCUCCCUGUCCCCCCACAGGGCUGGAACACACACUGUGGGCUCCCACCAAGAGGGGAGGCUGAGAAGCCUGCUCUGAAAUACGCAAACUGAGAAAAAGGAAGAUACAGGGUACUUACUGAAUGCUGUGGUGUUUCAAAGGUCACUUGAGAAAAUAAAUCCCAGUGAACUAGACGUUGUGGUCCCCUGAUUUCCAAGCAAGAACCCGUGGAUUCUCACCCAAGAGCACAUUUCCCUAGGAUGAAAGUCAGACUGUGCUCCUGGGCCCUGAGCAGCACUGGGGAACUCCCACACAGUGAGCCCCCACCCCCCGACUCUGGGGACAUUUAAGAAGAAGGAGGACGGGGUUUGCAGAGAGUGGUCUCCUGUGCCAAGUGUGUCUGUGUGGUUGAGUCUGAGCAGGCACAUUCUCCCUGCCCCGGUACUGGGCUCUUGGUGAGUGCUGCGUGGUCAACCAACUCUGCAAGAAGAUCGUUGGCCUCCAUGAAAUGUUCGAUGCUCCCAGACCUGGGACGGCUGGAGCAUGCCUUUUGAGUUAUCUGAACAGCAAGAGGGUGCUGGUGGCAUUAGCAGCAAAGAAAAAAAAAAAAAGCAGAGAUGCAAAACAGUUUGCCACAAGGGACAGGGUCCUCUGUGUCCUGUGCCAAUGUGCCAGCAGCUUCUGCGCUGAGAAGGAUGGGGUAUCCCAGCGAGUCUGGACCUGCAGACUCCACCAUGGAGCUACAGAUUAGGGCUGGGGACAUCUCUGAGUCCUGGUGAGGCUGGAACAUUAAGGGGUCUGGUGUUUUGUUUUUUUAUUUAGGUUUCUCAAAUGGUAAAUAAAGGAUAGGAGAGAGAUGGUGUCCCGGCUCCCCAUGGGUCCCCUGGAGCCUGAGGGAGCUGUGGCUGGUGGACAGGCCUCUCUGGGCUGCCCUCAAAGACCUCCACGCCCCAGGCCCAGCCCUUUCCUGCUCCUUCUCUUCUGACAGGAGGUUCUGUGGUUCUGGCCUUGUGAGAUGAUACCACAUGGCCCAGAAGUCUCCAGGCUGUCCCUUCAGUGAAUGGUGACUCCACCAAAGACACACAGGAUACUGGAAACUGUCAGGCCACCCUGAGGAGGGCACCUGUGGCAGAUGCCAGGUCUGGCUACCACAGUUUGUCCUCAUUGACCAAAGGUACAUGGUCUACCAUGAACCUUUUCUUCCUGUCAGUGAUGGUGAGCCUUCAAUGAAGACCAGGGACCCCCCCCCAAGUCAAAAAAAGGAGCCAACGAUAGAAAUAAAUUCAUUCUACCCAGUCUGACAAUUAAAACCGAGUGCCUACAGUGGCAGGUGACAGAGUGGCAAGACCCCAUCCACCCUCAAGGAGCCAGCAGGCUGAAGAUCCAGGCCACCAGGAAACUCUGGUGGGGACCACCUGUUCCACAGCCAUGGUCUGCCGACCACCCCUUCUGGAUCACCAGCUGCCACAGGGGACAGGCAAGCGGCCCCAAUUUGGCUGCAGCAGACCUCCAGAGAGAAGAGGCCCCAGCAGGCACCCCUGAGACAGAGGCCACCUGUCUGCAGGUGUGAUGUUACACAGCUCUGGUCAAAUGGGGGCACUGUUCCUCGGCCAGUGGAUCGUCCAAAAACUGGCUUUGUGAUAGAUUUGUUCUGGGGGCCAAAAGGCAAUGGAGCCCGAGCCUUCUUUGAAAAGGGAUGCUGGGUUUCUCUCUUGGGACACCUGGGAUGCGUCCUAAAACCUCCUCAGAGGGGCCGUUUGUACCCCACCCUUCCCACGGCAAGACCUGCAGGUUUUGAAUGCAGAAAUGACUGUAGUAACUGCUGUCGUGAUGUGAAGAUACCAUAACCGUGAGCUUUGGGGAUUUUUAUGUGAAAUAAAUAAAGUGUAACUAAGAGAGGAGACUUGAACCCUUUUACUGUUUUCUUGGCACCGGUGUGGGCACAGAGUGGAGAGAAAGCCUCAGACAGUGAAUCUGGGUUUGAGGCCUGAAUCUAAGACCCAUAGCUAGUGACCACUCCCUCCAUAACUGGGGACACAAGCCACCAGCCAACUGCUGGAGAAUUGUGGGUGCCAUGCCUCCCAGACAGUCAGAGUCAAUCUGCCAAGGUCAAGGACGGUAGGACUCCAUGAUGAGGACUUUGGGACUCAGUGGGGUAGUAAGGAUACCAAGGCAAGUGCCACAGGUCUCUGCAAUGUUCUCACUGGGGGUGGUGGUUGGGAAUAGGCAGGUGUGAGCUCACCUGGCUGUACCAUGCGCCUCGAGGGACCUCUGACAAGUAGCCCCUCCCAGAGAGGUGGCCUCAUGGGGCUAGGAGAAGGUGCCCAGGCCAGCAGAGAAGAGAAGGACUCAGAGCUGUGCUGGAAUCACAGAAGCUCCUCGGUUUGGGGGGAAUAGGGUGGUCACCCCCAUUCCUACCUCACUGAGGCUCUGAUUAUCCUGCGGGGGUGCCUGAAGACCUCACAAACUCAUCCAUUUACUUGUGCACUCAUUCACUCAUUUAAGGGCUCUCAGGGGACCAGCUCCUCACAUGGCUCCCGUUCCAAUUGAGGAGUGCAACCUGGAGACCCAGGGUCUCCGUGAGGACCAGCACAGGCCAGGAAGCCUCCCUUCCUGAUCCAAGAUUCAAUGGUGAAGUAGCAGGGGCCAGGCCAGGCCAAAGGAAGGAAAGGUCCCCCUGUGGCAGCAGAGGUAGGUUGGAGCUGGGAGUAGUGCAGGACAUAAGGUGAGCGGGAGAAGCCAGAGGAGGGCCUGGGACCGGCCAGCUUUCAUGAGUGAACAGAAGCCAGAGCUCAAUGGAGAGACUGUUCUUUUUGGUUUUGAUUUUGAUAAAAUGAGUCACUUCACAUAAAGUCAGCCAUUUUUAAAAGUGCAUUCAGCAUGGGCAACCAAACUUUGUCUAGUUCCAGAACAUUCUAUCACUACAAAAGGAAGCACUCCCCCCAUCCCCAUGAGCAAUUUCCCUGUUUCCUCCCCAGCCUCUGGCACCUUCAGCCCACCUCCUGUCUCUGGAUUCACUUGUUCUAGACAUUUCUUAUUAAUGGAGUCACACAUACUGUGUGACAUUAGGGUCACUGGUUAAUGUCAUCGGCCCCCAGGCUGUUUAAGGCCCUGAGCGUCUUCCUUCUCCCCUGGCCUGUGGGGAGGCAGGCAUUGACCCUCAGGUCUCCCAGGUCUUCAUCCAGACCCAUCACAGUCAUCUGGGGCCUCCAUGGAGGCUCCCAGAAAAUCCUUGCCUCCCAAACUGGGCCAGAGAUCCAACCCAGGAACUAGGCUUUCCUGGCGGGAACCUCAAGCUCAUAGACUCAGCCACCCACCCAGCUGCCCAACCAGGCAGCCCAGAGAGGGACAGAGUGGACCCUCAGCCUGGGUGGCUUGGCUGGAGGCAGGAGGGAAAGUGAAGGUCCAGCUGGGAAAGACCACAAUGGCAGGCGCUUAGCACGUGGCCCCAAGGCCACCUUCCUCCCCUGACCUCUGCACUAGGUCCAUCCCACCUGGGGCCACUUAGGGAUGCCAGACAGAAGUCUUGAUUGACAUUUAUCAAUGAUUACAUCAUUCCAGGGGUGAUCCAGAGCAACUGAGGGGUGUACAGGCCCUCUAGGUCACAGGAGGGCAGAGGGUAGGUUGAGGCAGUUGAACUUCUUUUAAUGCAUAUGGAACGGAAAGAGUGUUUGUUUAUUUCAUGGUUUUCUGUUUGUCGUGGUAGUGGCCAGGCAGGUGCUCUACAACUGAGCCACACCCUGGGUUUUACAAAAGAAGAGAAGAAAUACAAAGGAGGACUGGGCUGACCUGUAAGCCCCCAGCAGCCAGGAAGUUGGUAUGUAUUUCCUGGGGUCCCCACAAACUGGCAGACCAGAAAUGUACUUGCUCACAGUUUUGGGGGCCAGAGUCCAAAAUCAAGGUGUCUGAAGACUCCAGGGAAGAGCCUUCCUGCCUCUCCCAGCUUCUGGAGCUGCUGGAGUUUGAGUUUGUAGUUGCAUCACUAAAGUCUCUGCCUGCGUUGUCAUCUGGCUGCCCCCUCUAUCUAUGUCAAAUUCCCCUCUCAGGAGGACCCCAGGAUGAUUCAUUCCUUCUGACAGCAUUUCAUAUUUAUUUGUUUAUUUGUGGGUUUUUUUUUUUUCUUUUUUGAAACAGGGUCUCUCUAUAUAGCCCUGACUAGCCUGGAACUCGCAAUCCCCCUGCCUCAGUCUCCCCAGUGCUGGUAUUAUAGGUGGGUACUACUGUGCCUGCCUUCUCAAGCAUGUAAAUGUCAGCCUAGCACUUUUGUGGGCUCCUAACCUCAGGGAACUCACUGUGUGUGGGGGAGAGGGGGAAUCCAGAAAGGCUUCCUGGGAGAGGCGCUGUCCAAGAUGACACUCAAUGGCCUGGGCAAAAGGAGUCAGAGGGAGGAAGGAAAAAGGGUAAGAAGACACUAUGCAAAGGCCCUGUGGCAAUGGCUGGCUUCUGAGGGCCUAGUGGGCCAAUGGCAGGACCAGGGUUCAGCCUAACAUUCUUAAUGUGUUUCUGUUAAGUGCCAGGGGACUUGACACUUGAUAGAAUGUCCCUAAGAUCCUUUCAGGAGGUCCCCAAGGUCAGUCACACAUGGACAAAGAUUACUUAAAGUAUGAGAUACAUCAAUAGAUUUAUUUAUUUAUUUAUUGGCGGUACUGGGGUUUGAACUCAGGGCCUCACACUUGCUAGGCAGAUGCUCCACCACUUGAGCCUCUCCACCAGCAGAUCAAGAGAUUUUAGUAGAACAGAGUAUGAAAGAGACCAUAAACCUCCAGUGGUCCAGCAGGGCUAUAGAACAAAAAACAGCCUUGAUUAUCUGGAAAGAAAAGAAACUAGUCAAGCCAUCUUCUCCUUUCUUCCUAUGGGGAGCAGGAUUUUCUUCCUACACAUCAUCCAAACAGCCUGUCAAGACAGGCUGAAUGAAGAAGCAGAUAGGAAACUCUUGCUGUCUUCUGCUAACUCAGACAUUUAAGAUACUUGUAAAGAUGGAGAAUCAGGGCUGAGGUGUGGCACGUGCCACCUGAGGCCCUGGGUUCAUCCUCAGCACUGCAAACAACAACAUAAAAGUUAUAGUUACUAAGUUGAAUGCUGGUGGCUCACUCCUGUAAUCCCAGCUACUCAGGAGGAUGAGAUCAGGAGGAUCGCAGUUUGAAGCCAGACCAGGGAAAUAGUUCAU
Castor canadensis (American beaver) is the source of this 7586-nucleotide messenger RNA. It is a transcript of the gene Atcay, whose product is annotated as ATCAY kinesin light chain interacting caytaxin. Gene Ontology annotation, biological process: apoptotic process. The record is from RefSeq and is a predicted model, not a curated record. Lineage: Eukaryota; Metazoa; Chordata; Mammalia; Rodentia; Castoridae. Gene Ontology annotation, cellular component: cytoplasm.